AUGACCGUCUCCUACACGCUCAAAGUCGCCGACUCCCGUUUCGGGGGCUUCUCCAAGCUGCUCUUCCGCUGGAAGGGCAGCAUCUACAAGCUGCUGUACAAGGAGUUCAUCGUCUUCGUGGUGCUGUACGCGCUGCUCAGCGUCGUCUACCGGCGGCUGCUGACCGAGGAGCAGAAGCGUCUCUACACCAAAGUGGCUCAGUACUGCAACCGCUCCACGGACCUCAUCCCCAUGUCCUUCGUCCUAGGUUUUUACGUCACCCUGAUCGUGAACCGGUGGUGGGCGCAGUACACCAGCAUCCCCCUGCCCGACCAGCUCAUGUGCAUCAUCUCCAGCAACGUCCACGGCAAGGACGAGAGGGGUCGGAUCCUGCGGCGCACCCUCAUCCGCUACGCCAACCUCUCGGCCGUCCUCAUCCUGCGCUCCGUCAGCACCAGGGUGCUCAAGCGCUUCCCCACCAUGGACCACGUGGUGGAAGCGGGCUUCAUGACGCAGGACGAGCGCAAGAAGUUCGAGAGCCUGCACUCGGACUUCAACAAGUACUGGGUGCCCUGCGUGUGGUUCACCAACCUGGCGGCGCAGGCCAGGCGGGACGGCCGCAUCCGCGACGACGUGGCCCUGCGCCUGCUGAUGGACGAGCUGAACGCGUACCGGGCCAAGUGCAGCAUGCUGUUCCACUACGACUGGAUCAGCAUCCCGCUGGUGUACACGCAGGUGGUCACCAUCGCCGUGUACUCCUUCUUCGCCUUCUGCCUCAUCGGGCGGCAGUUCCUGGAGCCGCUGGAGCCGGGGCAGGAGGGGGAUCUGGACAUGUACGUGCCCCUCUCCACCCUCCUGCAGUUCUUCUUCUACGCCGGCUGGCUGAAGGUUGCCGAGCAGAUCAUUAACCCGUUCGGGGAAGACGACGAUGACUUCGAGACCAACAAGCUGAUAGACAGGAAUCUGCAGGUGUCCCUGCUCUCGGUGGAUGACAUGUACCAGAACCUGCCGCCAGCCGCCAAGGACAAGUACUGGAACGAGUCCACGGCUCAGCCCCCCUACACCAUGGCCACCGCCGCCGAGACCCUGAAGCCCUCCUUCCUGGGCUCCACCUUCGACAUGCGCAUGUGCGAGGACGCGGAGCAGAGCCAGCCGGUGGAGGUCUCGCCGAGCAUGCCGCGCAUCCAGACGCCCCUGCUCGGCCGCUUCCUCGCCGCCGCCUCCCCCGCCAUCAGCAUCAAAAAUUUCAGCCGGGGCGGCCGAGCCACCCCCCACCUGCGGCGUCCCCGGGGGGACGGAGCCUUCCCCUCCCCGCACCCUGGCCGCCCCGAGGACCCCGAGGCGGUGGAUCGCAUCGAGGAGGAGGAGACGGAGGAUGAGGAGAGCCGGGGCAGCGAGCCCCCCAUGCGGGGUGGUCCCCUGGGGGGACCCCGGUCGCCGAAGGCCUCCGAAAUGCGGAGGAAGGAGCUGCCGCUGGUCCUGGUGAAGGCUCCGUCCAGCGAGAGCAUCGGGGCUGAGCGGCCGGGGGGCUGGGAGCCCUGAGGGUGCCCCGAUGGCAACCCCGACCCUGUCCCCAGACACCCCCUCGUGCCCCCCUGCAUGGUUUUUCUCCAGCCAGCCCUGCGCCAGGUUGGUGGGGAGGUCCCGGUGGUUUUGGGGUUGGGCACGCAGCAUUCAAAGCCAGCUGUUAGCCCCAAAAUUGCAGGAUUCAGCUCGUGUGUGUGGCGAUGCCACUCACUGGUACGGCCACGCUCACUCCCUGCUACCAAGGGCCAACAGAGGGGACAGGGGACAGCCCAGACACCGAGCAAGGGACAGGACAACGGCAUUCGGCGCCGUGCUGAUGGCCCCUCGGCGUCAAUAAAGCUGCUGCCAGCUCCAGCUUUCAGGUUCGUUCUUGGCGGUGCAAAGAGGGUGGAUUCCAUCCCCUGGACUGACGCCGGGGACUGUCGCGGGGUGUUAGACCCAGCAACAGAGCCAGAUGCUGUAAAGCAAAAGGGCGCACACGCCCCUGGCCAGGUGCCACCCCGUCCCAUUCCCAUGUCACACCUACGGCACGGUGGCAGUGCCGGCUUCGUUCCCACGGGCCGUUGCCCUUGGCUGCCGCGUUUCGGAGCAAUGACACCAAUGCAAUUUACAAGCAGCGCGCACUGAUGAAUUAGGCAUAAUCCUGCUCGUCAGGGGUUUACAGCCCCUGCCCUUACCCCAACACGGCAAUUGUCUCGGUUUCUCCCUCCGUACAAAGUCCCCCAGGAACACCCUGAAUCCUGUUUGCUCUCCGCAGAGGGCGAGCAGAGAGAAACAAACCGGGAGGAAGCAGCCGUGACACAUCCCUCCCAAACGCCCUUUAUCGCGUCCGCCCUGCCUCUCUGGAAAUAGGCGUUGCUAGAAAGCAGGGAAAGUUUACCCGAGAUCGCUAUGGAGAAGGAACGCGCUUGUGCAAACGUCACGCCCCGGCCAGGUCCCACCUCGAGACUCCAGGAGCGCCUGGUCCCACCCUGCAGGCACAGCGCCGGGCCGAGGCAGCGGUGCCGCGCUCCCACCAGGGCAGAUGUGAGGUUGGGUAGGGGGGGCACGCACCUGGCAGGCACGCACUCCAGAACUAGACGCCACAUUUAUUUAUUUCAAGUUGUUCAUCAUCGAAUGCCCCAAAACAUCUGGAAAGGUUCGUACUGUUCAGCAGUUUUCCAAUCCCGCAAGUGACAGGGCAGAAAGCUGGAACUUGUCCCCAGCUUUCGAAAGGGGCAGGCCACGAGGAGAGCCCGGCCCUUCUGCUAGAAGGGAUUUCUCUUGCACUGGGAUGAGACCAGGGAGGUCAGGGAGAGACCAGCCAGUCACUUAGCAGUGCAGCCGCAUUCAGCAGCUUCGAGACAAGGCAGGGGACCCCGAGGUGAGCGUGCACGGGGAACCCCGUCAGCUCCCGGAACGGCAGAACUCCAACGGGGGUGGGCACCCGCACCUUCCUCCUGCAGCCUUUUCCACGCCCGUCUGGUCCACCAAGUCACCGUCCCAGCGCCCCGUGAGACGGUUUAGUC
This is a messenger RNA of Cygnus olor (mute swan), 3014 nucleotides long. It is a transcript of the gene BEST4, whose product is annotated as bestrophin 4. The coding region runs from base 1 to 1521 and encodes 506 amino acids. Gene Ontology annotation, molecular function: chloride channel activity. The transcript has 9 exons. The record is from RefSeq and is a predicted model, not a curated record. NCBI's taxonomy places the organism in Eukaryota, Metazoa, Chordata, Aves, Anseriformes, Anatidae.